Lathyrus oleraceus (garden pea) is the source of this 1304-nucleotide messenger RNA. Its product is annotated as probable ubiquitin-like-specific protease 2A. Gene Ontology annotation, molecular function: cysteine-type peptidase activity. The record is from RefSeq and is a predicted model, not a curated record. Lineage: Eukaryota; Viridiplantae; Streptophyta; Magnoliopsida; Fabales; Fabaceae. Gene Ontology annotation, biological process: proteolysis. The transcript has 8 exons. Bases 139 to 1011 code for a protein of 290 amino acids.
UGCUCGGGUAGGUAACAAAUUAAAAGCAAAAAGUAUUGGCUUAAUAAUCAUGAAAUUCAUAUUAGAGUAGCAGAGCAGCACUGAACUCAAGAACCAACUGCCCAAAGCACCGCGCCCCUAUUCUCCGAUUCACAACCUAUGAAUUCUAGGAACCAUGAAAGAGAAACUGACUCGAGAUGUGUAUGCAAGUUAGUUUAUUCUCGCCGGAGAAAGAAAACAGAGAUCAUGAAAGAGGUGAUAGAAAUUGACCCCGAAGUCGAUUUUGCGAAUCAGGAAGGAGAAAUUGACUCAAGACAUGUAGAUGCAAUAGGAACUGUUGAUUCAAUUUUUCCAUUUAAUUCUAAGAGUAUUCCUCGGCGACCGCGGACAAAAUGCAAGCGAAAAUCCAAAGGCAAUGAAGCUCUCUCUAGAUCCAAGGAAAAGCUAAACAGUCAAGUCUUUGAUAACUACUUAGUGAAAAUAUGGAAGAGUUUCUCAGAAGAUAGAAAAAUGUCAUUUGCAUACUUGGACAGUUUAUGGUUUAGCCUUUACAGGAAUCCUUCAUCUAAAGAUAAGGUGCUGAGUUGGAUUAAUAAAGAACGUAUUUUCACGAAGGCGUAUGUUUUUGUGCCUAUAGUCUGCUGGGGUCAUUGGAACCUCUUGAUCUUCUGCCAUUUUGGUGAGAACUUGCGAUCCGUUACCGAAUCACGUUGUAUGUUGUUACUGGAUUCUCUUGAAAUGGCGAAUCCAAGGCGGCUUGAACCAGAGAUAAGAAGAUUUGUACGAGACAUUUAUAAAGCAGGGGACAGGCCGGAGACUAAGCAUCUGAUAUCUCAAAUCCCAUUAUUAGUGCCCAAGGUGCCACAACAAAAAGAUGGUACUGAAUGUGGGAACUUCGUCCUUUAUUUCAUUAAAUUGUUUUUGGAACUCGCACCUGAUAAAUUUAGCAUGGAGGGGUACCCUUACUUUAUGAAAAAAGAUUGGUUUACAUUCGAAGAAUUGGAUCGGUUUUGUGAGAGCUUGACUCAUUGAUCUGAAUGUCCCCAAAUUUGAGUAGACCGAGACUGAUAUAUACUAAUAUACAGCAUUGUAGAUUGGUUGGUAGUUUCGACUUAAUAAGAAUUUCAUUAGGACUGCUGAAAUUGAUGUUUACAGUACUAGUUGGCUUCUAUUGAUGCAAUUGUUUGACUUUUUUAUGAAGUGUUUAGAUUGAUAGGAGCAGUAUAUAUAGUUUUGAUAGUAAAAAUGUGUACUAUGUAUUAGUAAUAUUGUGUGUGUUCAUUGACGAUAUUAUGAACUCAGGAUCUUAGUUUUAAAAUGGUAAA